Molecule: messenger RNA, 2712 nt
Organism: Aspergillus saccharolyticus JOP 1030-1
Lineage: Eukaryota; Fungi; Ascomycota; Eurotiomycetes; Eurotiales; Aspergillaceae
Product: guanine nucleotide exchange factor VPS9
Exons: 5
Coding region: 226-2526 (766 amino acids)
Biological process (GO): vesicle-mediated transport
Cellular component (GO): cytosol; endocytic vesicle
Molecular function (GO): small GTPase binding; ubiquitin binding; guanyl-nucleotide exchange factor activity
Source: RefSeq, a predicted model, not a curated record
GCGCUUGCUUUGGACUCGGGGCUGCUUUAAUUGAGAGUCUUGAGAGUGGUGAACUGUGACUGGGUUCUCCACUAACUUUCCUUCUGCUUCCGCAGCUGAGGCUGAUGUCAGUUGCCGCGCGACAGCUCCGUCCCCGAAUGCCCCCACUCUAGGAUGAUCCGUGUUGCUACCUAACGCACUCUUUCUAAAUAUCUUGCUUGACGUCGACGUGCAUGCCGGUAGCUUAUGUCUGCCACAGAACCCUCGGAGUGUCCGGCUUCCCCAUCUCAUGGGGAACACCAACAGCUUUUUCUCGAUGAAGCAAGCAGCAGUGACCCCCAAGUGACUGCUACCGGCCCCGAAUCAGCGGCGCAAAGCCAGAAUGGCAAUUCUCCUAAACCUGAAGAACCCCAACCAAUCAACAUGAAUCAAGAACCUCAACUUGAGGCGCAGAACGCCGCUACACACUCUCCGCAUCCGCCCUCAACGCCGGCCGAUAACCCGCAGUCACUUCCGGAGAAGAUGCAGGGGCUUUCGAUCGUGACCACCAAGACUCCUGAAUCUGUCGCAACUCCUGGCACUGACAUACCUCCUACGCCUCCUGCAAAAGACGAUUCCUACUUUACCUCGAAGCCUCAAUCUGCCGGACCCGCCCGCUCUUCAACUGCUCCCCUGUCCGAAAAGACCAAUAAAGAGUUACCUGAGGUUCCUGGCGGUGGCGCCGGAAGCGUGAAGAAAGAUUUAGUAGGGAGAGGUGAUGGUGGCCAGGAGAGUGAUUCCCAGUCGGAGAUUCAGAGUAUCAUCGACCAGUUUCAGGACACGACACACGCCGACACGGAGGAGACUAUCAUGUCACCCCGACUAGAGCUGGCGGAGCAAUUCUUUGGUGGGCAGAGUCAUUUCCCGCCACGCCAGUCGAGUCUAGAGCAUAGCAAGGCGAGUCCAGAGGAGAUUUCUCUGCCAGGGGGAACAAUCACCUCGCCUGAAAAACAGUCCAUCAAAUCGCUGCGCGAGAGCUCCAUCACCGAAGAAGCAAGGUUGAGCCGACGGUCAUCGACGUCGACCAUUCCUCCUCCCCCGGAGCCCGAAUCCGAUCAACCGUUUGACUUCCAUCGCUUUCUGGAACAAUUACGACAUCGUACAGCAGAUCCGGUUGCCAAAUUCCUUCGAUCUUUUUUGAAUGAGUUCGGCAAGAGACAGUGGAUGGCUCAUGAGCAAGUCAAGAUCAUCAGUGACUUCUUGGUCUUCAUCACCAACAAGAUGGCUCAAUGUGAGGUGUGGCGUGGUGUCUCCGACAGUGAAUUUGACAACGCCAAAGAGGGUAUGGAGAAGCUGGUUAUGAAUCGACUGUACUCUCAGACAUUCUCUCCGGCUAUACCGGGCCCACCUACAAUCCCCACAAGUGCGAGUAGAAGCAAGCGAAGGGAACUUGAAAGGAUGCAUGGGCCAUGGAGGCGGGGACAACAUCAGGAGGAUAUCGAGCGUGAUGAAGUCCUGGCCCAGAAAAUGCGCAUAUAUAGUUGGGUGAACGAGACACACCUGGACAUUCCACCUGUGAGCGCACAUGGUCGGCGCUUCUUGAACUUGGCUCAGCAAGAACUUCUGAAAAUCAACGGCUACCGGGCGCCCCGCGAUAAGGUCAUCUGUAUUCUCAACUGCUGCAAGGUCAUCUUCGGUCUGUUGAGGAACUCGAAGCGAUCCGAUACGUCAGCAGACUCUUUCGUGCCACUCUUGAUUUAUGUGGUGCUGCAGGCUAAUCCUGCACAUUUGGUAUCUAACACCCAGUAUAUUCUACGCUUCCGCAACCAGGAAAAGCUUGGAGGCGAAGCCGGGUAUUACCUAUCUUCAUUGUCGGGGGCCAUACAGUUUAUCGAGACUCUCGACCGCACGAGUCUCACCGUGAGCGACGAGGACUUUGAGCGGAACGUCGAGGCUGCUGUUUCGGCCAUCGCUCAACAAAACCGCGAGUCGGAAACUCUAGAGCGCAAGUCCACGGAGCGCAAAUCCAUGGAGCGGUCCGCUGCAAGCUCGCAAGCAGCAUCAGCACCACGUGCCUCGGUGGACACUCAACGCCCACCUGAACGGAGAGACACCCCACAACCUAGUGAUGAAGAUCAAGCGCCAGUAGCAGGGCUGCUGCGCACCAUUCAAAAGCCACUAUCUACCAUCGGCAGACUCUUUUCUGACGAGCCGGACUCACCUCAAGAUCGAUCUGCACGGUCAGGAUCCCCUGCGCGCCUCACACCGAAUGUAUAUCAACCACCGCGUAACAGCAGUGAGGGCCAGGAAUCGGUGGAAAGGCCGCGCACUGCCGUACCGCCGCAGUCGACAAGAGCCCUUGAUUCUCAGGAUGCUGCCGCUCGGCAAGCUAGCGCUGAGGACGCCGAAGCUCGUCGGAUACAACGUGCUGAGCACAACAAUGUAGUUGAGACACUGUCGAAUAUGUUUCCUAAUCUUGACCGUGACGUGAUCGAUGAUGUUGUCAAGAUGAAGGAGGGGCGGGUUGGAUUGGCUGUUGACGCGUGCCUGGCCCUUAGUGCAGAGUAAUGGAGGAUGACAUUCAUGGCUGAUGGUGGGAAUAGGUGUUUACUCAAGGGCUUGAGGCGUAGGUGGAUGAGCGUAGCUAUGUGUACAUGAAUGCCUGAGCUACAUGCAUAUAAUCGAUGAUGAUGAUGGUGGUGGACAGCUUUGGAGAUCGUCCGAACGAUGUCGAAAUUGCUUAAGCCGUAGUGC